UUAUAAAAAUAAUUUAAGGAUAAUUAUGAGAUGGCAACUUUAAAAAUUGUUGAUUUUGUGAAAUCGAUGAUUUGAUCUGCUUGGGGGAUAUUCCCUUUGAAAUAUUUAACUUAUCUAUAAUAUUUUUAUUAUGUGGAAUUGAAAACUGCGGUUAUGCGAAGGGUGGCUAUGAUGACCAUACCUUCUUUGACUAAAUCAUGGCUACUUCUGCUCUGUGCAGAAAUUGUGUGGCAUAAGGAACAAAAGAAUAAUUAACAAGUUGUGUUCUGCAUCGGCCAUAUCUUCAUGUUUUAGUUAUUACUCAUAGUGCUGUGAUGAUUUUUGUUUUACAUGCAACCUUAAAAAUUAACCCUUCAAAUGUUGACGAUGACUGCAAUGCAACCAUUUAACCAAAUAUAAAGCACUUAUUUUCUACUUGCGCUCUCUUGCUUGAAAUCAACCACUAAUUGGGAUUUUCAGGAUAUUAAUUGAUAGGUGCGCAUUGAAUUUUCACAAUAUUUCUUAGUGAUAAUGAUUAUAAAAUCAGCUGUUACACCGUAGUUGAAGGAAAGUGAAGUAUUGACAAAUCAAGAUUGUGUGAAGUGUGACAAGUGUUUUAACAAGGCCAUAUCUUUUUGAACUUUUUCCAGCAGCUCACAAGCCAUUUCAAUUCAAGUUCUUAUGAAGUCUGAAUUGAAAAUUGAUGAUUUUAUAAUGGCGGCAAAAAAGCAGACUAUAACAAGAGUCCGCAUUGCACGUGAAGAGCUUGAAAAAAUGACUAGAGAAGAUCUCCAAAAAUGCUGGAACCUACAGGAUCAGUAUGUUGAUCUUCUUGAAACAAAGUUGAGCAGUAAUAGUGAACAUACUGAAUUAAUGAGCUUGAGAGAAUCUGAAGAAAAAUUAAAACAACAACAAUUAGAUGCAAGUCGAAGAGAAAAUAUCCUUGUAAUGAGACUGACUACAAAAGAGCAUGAAAUGCAAGAAUUCGCUGGACAAAUUCAAGAACUGAAGCAAGCACAAAUUCCUACCAUUGCUCAACUUCGAUCUGCUCUAUUGGAUCCAGCUGUGAACUUAUUAUUUGAGCGAAUGAGAAAAGAAAUGGACUCCCUUAAAGCUCGUUUGGAAGAAACACAGAAUGAACUCAGCGCAUGGAAAUUCACUCCUGACAGCAAUACUGGCAAGAGGUUAAUGGCAAAGUGUCGACUUUUAUACCAAGAGAAUGAGGAACUUGGUAAAAUGAUAUCAUCAGGAAAAACUGCUAAACUUGAAGGAGAUCUUGCAUUGCAAAAAAGUUUCAGUGAAGAAAUGAAAAAGAGUCAGUCAGAACUUGAUGAAUUUCUUUUGGAACUGGAUGAAGAUGUAGAGGGAAUGCAAAGUACUAUAUAUUAUUUGCAACAGCAAUUACGAGAGGCUAAAGAACAAAUCAGCCAACUUCAAAAGGAUAAAACUGGGUCCACAGAUCUUUCUAAUUCUUCUCCUCUCAGCUUAAGCCAGCUAGAAAACACUGAAAAUGGUUAUAAAACACCAGAGCCUAACUUCAUUUCUAAUUCAGAUACUAUGCCAGACUCUUUAUCAAAUGAUAUUAAUGAACUUUCAAUUGAAUCUAAGGUAAAAACUGAACCCCAUUCACCUUAUGAGAAAAAUCUAUCUGAUUCUGAAGAACUUAAUGAUGGAAAAGCUUCACCAGGUACUAACAUUCCUAUGCAGACAGUCAUUGUUAAAAAUGAAAGGACCCUUGAGUCACCUGUUAGUAUUUUGGACAAAGAUUUUAAAUCUGUAAUAAAAAAUAAAGAAAUUAUUAACCAUGAUAAAAAUGUUCCUGAAGAAAAAAUAAAUGAACUAAAUUCUGCUAUGGAUACCUCAGAAACUGCGCUUGUAAUUACGAACGAUCAUAAUUCAGAACAUAAUAAAGGAGAAAAUCUUUCUAAUAACUCUAAGCUCUCUGAAUCGCAAAACAAAGCUACAACAAACUCUAGUAAAAAGGCGCCAGAAACUGGAAAAGGGCGCAAGAGGACUAGACCGCGUACACCUGUAGAAUCGGAAAUUAUCAAAGAUGAAUCUUCUUUACCAGUGAGGAAAAGGACUCGACGUCGGGAAGCAGAACGCCUUCAAGCUCUAGAAGAAAAGCCAUUGACUGUUGAAAUAAACACGGAUGCUGAAUUUCAGGCAGCACAUACUUUAGCGUCAUGGGCAUCAAAACAAGAAAGGACAGAACCUGACACAGCAUGUAGUACUCUUGGAAAUGGUGAGCUAAAAAAAGAGGAUAGUGAUAUUAAGUGAAGUAUGGUUUUAUAUACUAGCUAUGGUUGUGUUAAUGUGUGUUGAUUUUAGAAUAAGACACAUUGCCCAGUCAAUAGCUUCAAAAUCAAAUUUAUGUUUUCAAUUUUUUUCUCCUUUUUUAGUCUCAAUUUAAUGGAUGUGUCCUCUCAAAGUUGCAUAAUGUCAUAUUUUUCAUUUUUAUAUUUUUGAAAAAUUUCAUUAUAUUUUAAGUACAUACAUUGUGUAAUACUUAACUGUAAAGUUAAAUGCAAAAUUUAGCUUUCCAUUCACUUUGUCGAUUUAAGAUUUUUUUUUCUUCUCCCCCAUAAAUGAGUGUAUGUCUGUUUUCAUUUUGUGAAGACUAUAAGAACGUCAUUUGUUGAAUUAAAAUUUUAUAUGAAACAAAUAAAAAAAAAUUAGUUCUUUUGCCUA
This is a messenger RNA of Parasteatoda tepidariorum (common house spider), 2670 nucleotides long. RefSeq names its product Pre-mRNA-splicing regulator female-lethal(2)D (gene fl(2)d). Gene Ontology annotation, biological process: regulation of alternative mRNA splicing, via spliceosome; mRNA modification. Lineage: Eukaryota; Metazoa; Arthropoda; Arachnida; Araneae; Theridiidae. The record is from RefSeq and is a predicted model, not a curated record. Gene Ontology annotation, cellular component: nucleus.